Messenger RNA from Bacillus rossius redtenbacheri, 2263 nucleotides. RefSeq names its product synaptic vesicle glycoprotein 2B-like. Bases 267 to 2084 code for a protein of 605 amino acids. Gene Ontology annotation, cellular component: membrane. The transcript has 13 exons. Lineage: Eukaryota; Metazoa; Arthropoda; Insecta; Phasmatodea; Bacillidae. Gene Ontology annotation, molecular function: transmembrane transporter activity. The record is from RefSeq and is a predicted model, not a curated record. Gene Ontology annotation, biological process: transmembrane transport.
UGGCUAAUGGGGCCACACGCAGUGCAGACGGCGUCAGGAGCGGCCGAGCAGGUCACGUUGCGAGCUGGUUAUCACUCGCCGCAGUUGGUUAGCGUGCUCGCAGCGCGCGGGGCGGCGGGCGCGCAAAGCUCGCGCCAGCAGGAAGUCACGAGGCGGCGCGGGGCGGCAGCUGGCUGCUCGCAUGACGGCCGGCACCGUCGCACCGUCGCUCGUGUGAACGUGGGCGCGGCCGGUGCGAUUGAACCGCGCUUCGGCAUCUCUCCGACAUGGAGCCCAGAGAAGUAAGAAAUGGAAAUCAGGACGAAAAAGUUGAUAUUGAAGAAGUCAUACCACUGAAAGUGCAGAAUGGAACACCUGUGAGGGACAAAAUUUUGGAAGAUGACACACUUAUUACAGACAAAACUGAAGACGCUUGCAUCAGACCUGUCCUUUUUGAGGAAGCCAUUGCCAGAACUGGUCAUGGCAGGUUCCACUACUUUCUUCUGUUCGCGUGUGGAAUGAGCCUGGUGUCGAUGAUCGUGGAACUCCUGUGCGUGUCGUACCUCAUGCCGGCAGCAGACUGCGAUUUCCAGAUGACGUCUGAAGACAAGGGCUUACUGAGCGCUGUGUGUUAUAUUGGUAUGAUCGCCAGUUCUCAUCUAUGGGGCUACCUGGCGGACACCCAAGGACGGAAGAAAAUACUAAUCAUCACGUUACUCUCAGAUUUUGUGUGUGCACUUGUCGGCAGUUUUGCACAUACAUUUUGGUUGUUUCUGAUUUUUCGUUUCUUCAAUGGUUUCUUUAUUUGUGGGCCGUCUGCAGUUGUGUACGUCUACCUGGGGGAGUUUCACACGACAGAGAACCGAGCCAGGGCUAUCAUAGUGGCCUGCGUAUUUAUUUCAAUUGGAAUCAUCAGUUUACCAGGCCUAGCGUGGCUGGUCAUCCCAAUGGAGUGGAGUGUCAGCUUACCGUGGGUCGCCUACAGACCCUGGAGGCUGUUCGUGGUCCUCUGUGGGAUCCCCAGCAUCUCGACCGCUUGCAUACUGUUUUUCCUACCGGAGAGCCCCAAGUACUACUUUGCAGUUGGCAAGGAAGAAGAAGCUAUCAAAGUUCUUCAGCAUGUGUUUGCCGUCAAUAGGCAGCGGGAACCAGAGGAGUACACUGUGCACGCCAUCCUGCAGGACUCCGCUCUGGAAGGAACGUCCUUCAGCCCCAGCCCCACGUCACAGGUGGACUACAAGCAGGGCAUACUGCAGCACAUCUGGACCCAGACGGCACCCCUCUUCAUGUCCCCGCACGUGUUCAACACGCUGCUGGCCUGCCUCAUCCAGUUCGGCAUCUACGCCAGUUUCAACAGUCUCCUGCUGUGGCUGCCGGACUUGUUCAACCGUAUAGAAGUGUACGCUGCGAACCACGCAAACCAGUCCGCCACCGUCUGCGAGAUCUUCUCCUCGGUGAGAAAUUUCAGCUCUCUUUCCAGCGACGCGAUCGAGGCACACACUUUUGGGGACUUGUCUGAGGUGACGAAUGUCACGGCCGGCCUCUCGGCAAACACUACCAAGCAAAUGAGUGCCGUACGCGAGCUGGCAAACAAAACUCUGGCCGGCGUGACGGAGGAACUCAACAUCACGAGCACGUGUGCUGGGCGUAUCAGCCCGUUGGUCUUCCAGAACACACUCAUCAUUGGACUGACCUCAGCUUUGGCGUACCUGCUGGUCGGGCAGAUUGUGAAUCACAUUGAAAACAAAAAGAUAAUAGCAUUCUCGUUGGGAGUGUCAGGGCUGGCCAUUGUCGGGCUGCACUUUGCGCACACCUCGGGUGAAGUGUUGCCGCUCUCGUGCAUAUUCGUGGCUCUGCCGGGAAUGUGCGUGAGCAUUCUGAACAGCUUGGUCGUGGACGUCUUCCCCACACACCUCAGGGCCAUGGCGGUCUGCCUGUCGCUCAUGAUGGGGCGCCUGGGAACGGCCUUGAGCAGCUACAUGCUGGGGGCGCUUCUCGACAUCAACUGUGAGGUGGUGGUGUUCGUGCUGGUCGGCAUAGUCGCAGGUUGUGCUGUUUUCUCAUUGUUUCUGCCAUCACCUGAGAAGAAAGUCACGUCUUUAUGAUAGAAGGCACUUGAUUUUUCACUUUAAAGAAGCCAAAAAAAGAACUGAAGGAAAAAUUGUGAUCAAUAAGAUGACUGAUUUGUUACAUGGCUUUAAUUUAUGUCAAUCACUGUAUAGUAUUCAUAAGUUGUAAUGUUGUUUAUUAAUUUUGUUAGUAAAGGUUGAUACUACUGUUGUUA